AUGGGCGCCGCUUGCGUCACCAAUCCGUCGGAUCUGCUCAAGGUCCGGCAGCAACUCUCGACAUCGACAUCAGAAAGUUUCGUCACGGUGGCUGCGCGAAUGUUUCGUACAGAAGGCUUUCUCAGCUUCUACAAAGGUCUCUCAGCCUCUUUGCUACGCGAAGCGUCAUAUGGUGCUAUUCGGUUCUCGACCUAUGACGUUUGCAAGUCGACGAUUCUCCGUGUGACACAACGAGAGCCAGACGCGAUGCUGGUCAAGCUGGGCGCUGGCAUGAUGUCCGGCAUGCUUGGCGCAGGCCUCGCCAAUCCUGCUGACCUGCUCAAGAUCAGAACGCAAAGCCUAUCAGCUACUGGCACGCUCAGAGACCAUGCGAGAGCUGUCAUUGCUCAGCGUGGAGUCGCUGGCUUAUACAAGGCCGUCUGGCCUACGACGCUACGUGCCGGCGUGUUGACCGCUUCCCAGCUGGGCUCGUAUGACAUCAUCAAGCGAAGUCUCGUCAAGCAUCUCGACUUUAAAGAAGGCAUCAAGACUCACUUAGCAAGCUCUGCCGCUGCCGGAUUCAUCUGUUCAGCAGCCACAAACGGGCUCGAUGUCGUCAAGGUCAGACUCAUGAAUGAUAGUCACAACCGAUACAGUGGCGCCUUUGCGUGUGCCGCCAUCACGUUCCGCGAAGAGGGAUUGCUCGCAUUCAGCAAAGGCUUCACCAUGUGUUUCCUGCGACUUUGGCCCCAUUCUGUCGUCUCGCUGAUGCUCUAUGAGCAAUUGCGCAAGGCGUUUGCAAUCAGCCCCAUCUGA
Mixia osmundae IAM 14324 is the source of this 795-nucleotide messenger RNA. RefSeq lists its product as uncharacterized. Bases 1 to 795 code for a protein of 264 amino acids. Lineage: Eukaryota; Fungi; Basidiomycota; Mixiomycetes; Mixiales; Mixiaceae. The transcript is spliced from 2 exons. The record is from RefSeq and is a predicted model, not a curated record.